Molecule: messenger RNA, 2429 nt
Organism: Lipotes vexillifer (Yangtze River dolphin)
Lineage: Eukaryota; Metazoa; Chordata; Mammalia; Artiodactyla; Lipotidae
Gene: PTPN22
Product: protein tyrosine phosphatase non-receptor type 22
Exons: 21
Coding region: 48-2393 (781 amino acids)
Biological process (GO): T cell receptor signaling pathway; protein dephosphorylation; negative regulation of T cell activation
Cellular component (GO): cytoplasm; nucleus
Molecular function (GO): non-membrane spanning protein tyrosine phosphatase activity
Source: RefSeq, a predicted model, not a curated record
AUGCCCUUCCUUAAACCACCUGUAGACUGUCUGUCUUGCCCUGCAGCAUGGACCAAAGAGAGAUUCUGCAGAAGUUCCUGGAUGAGGCCCAAAACAAGAAAAGUAACAAAGAGGAGUUUGCCAAUGAAUUUCUGACGCUGAAAAGACUAUCCACCAAGUAUAAGGCAGAUAAAACCUAUCCCACAACUGAGGCUGAGAGGCCCAAGAAUAUCAAGAAAAACAGAUACAAGGAUAUCUUGCCCUAUGACCACAGUCGAGUAGAGCUGUCCAUGAUAACCUCUGAUGAGGAUUCCAGCUACAUCAAUGCCAACUUCAUUAAGGGAGUUUUGGGACCCAAGGCUUAUAUUGCCACCCAGGGACCUUUGCCUACAACUGUCCUGGACUUCUGGCGGAUGAUUUGGGAAUACAGAGCCCUGAUCAUUGUUAUGGCAUGCAUGGAGUUUGAAAUGGGGAAGAAAAAAUGUGAGCGCUACUGGGCUGAGCCAGGAGAAAUGCAGCUGCAACUUGGCCCUUUCUCCAUAUCCUGUGAAGCUCAAAAUAAAAAAUCUGAUUAUACAAUCAGGACUCUACAAGUCAAGUUCAAUUGUGAAACUCGAACCAUCUACCAGUUCCAUUAUAAGAACUGGCCAGACCACGAUGUGCCUUCAUCUAUAGACCCUAUUCUUGAGCUCAUCUGGGAUGUACGUUGUUACCAAGAGGAUAACAGUGUUCCCAUAUGCAUUCACUGCAGUGCUGGUUGUGGAAGGACUGGUGUUAUCUGUGCUAUUGAUUAUAUGUGGAUGUUACUAAAAGACGGGAUAAUUCCUGAGAACUUCAGUGUUUUUAGUCUGAUCCAGGAAAUGCGAACACAGAGGCCUUCAUUAGUUCAAACUCAGGAACAGUAUGAACUGGUCUACAAUGCUGCAUUAGAACUAUUUAAGAGACAGUUGGAUGUUAUCAGGGAUAAACACUCUGGAACAGAGAUUCAAGCAAAGUACUCAGUUUCUAAGCAAAAUCCCAAUCUAGAAGCAUAUUCUUAUUCUCCUAAUUUACCAAAAAGCAUCAUAAAAGAAGCAAAAGUGAUGAACCAGCAGAGCAAAGGAAGGAUAAGGGUGAAAAGUGCAGAAGUUUCUUCCUUUGACCUCAGGAUUUCUGAAAUAAAUAAAAAGGAAGAGUUAGUAAUGCACCAUUCUAAACAGAGCAGUUCUUUAGAGUUUUUGGAGCUAAAUUGUGGUUGUAACAAAAAUGCUGACACAACCAUGAAAUGGGAGAGAAAGGUAUUCCCAAUAGCUGGGGAGCCUCUUCAGAAGCAUCAAAGUUUGGACUUGAGCUCCAUUUUGUUUGGAGCACGUCCUAACUCUAAACCUGUAAAUGCAGCAGGAAGAUGUUUUAAUUUAAAAGGGCCAAUAAUGCGGACGAAAUCAACUCCCUUUGAAUUGAUGCAACAGAGAGACACCAAAGAGUUGGAUGUCGAGGAAAAAUUUUAUUUGGAAUCUCACCCACACAAUUCUUGUCUUGAGCAGGCUCAAAAAGUGAUGCAUGUUUCUUCAGCAGAACUGAAUUAUUCACCAUCAUAUGACUCUAAGCAUCAAACGUGCAAUGCCUCUAAAGCAAAGCAACACGACUCUGGUGCUUUUAAUGUACUUUCUUACAUGUCUUUAGUAGAAGAUCCUUAUUUUUCAUCAUGGUCUCCAAGUAGUGCUGGUUCUAAGAUGUCUCUUGAUUUACCUGAGAAGCAAGAUGAAACUGUUUUACCUUGUUGCUCUUCACUGCCAAAAUCUUCUACAACCCUCUUUCCUUAUUACAAUUCACAUGAUUCUUCAGCACUGAAUCCUCCCACCAAUUUCCCCCCACCGCUGAACCAAGAGACAGCAGUAGUAGCAACUUCUCCAAGAAUAGAUGAUGAAAUUCCCCCUCCACUUCCUGAACGGACACCUGAAUCUUUUAUUGUGGUAGAGGAAGCUGGAGAAUUCCCCCUGGAUAUUCCCAAAUCUUUAACUUCAGCUGUGAAGAGUGUAAAACCCCAGAGUCCCAAAUCAGAUAGACUCCAAGAUCUUUCUUCUUCCCUGCCACCUCCACUGCCAGAAAGAACCUUAGAGUCCUUCCUUGUUGCUGAUGAAGAUUGUAUACAGGCUCAACCUAUAGAGACUUAUUCUACUAGCUGUCCUAACACCAUGGAAAAUUCAACAUCUUCAAAACAGACAUUGAAGACUCCUGGAAAAUGUUUCACAAGGAGUAAGAGUUUGAAAAUUUUGCGAAACAUGAAAAAGAGUAUCUGUAAUUCUUCCCCAUCAAAGAAUCCUGCAGACUCUGUUCAGUCAAAUAACUCCAGCUCCUUUUUGAAUUUUGGUUUUGCAAAUCGCUUUUCAAAACCCAAAGGACCAAGGAACCCACCAUCAACCUGGAAUAUUUAACACAACUUUGGAAAAUCAGCUGCAAGUGAAUCUGCA